This is a messenger RNA of Phascolarctos cinereus (koala), 1409 nucleotides long. RefSeq names its product tumor suppressor candidate 3 (gene TUSC3). Gene Ontology annotation, cellular component: oligosaccharyltransferase complex. NCBI's taxonomy places the organism in Eukaryota, Metazoa, Chordata, Mammalia, Diprotodontia, Phascolarctidae. The record is from RefSeq and is a predicted model, not a curated record.
CUCAGCGCGCGGCGUGGGGCGGGGCGGUCCUCAGUGCCGGCUGUUGGUCAGACGGUCGGUUCUGGACUCUUGUGGCAGCGGCGGCGGCAGCGGCAGCGGGGGCACCGGAGCUCGGGCGAUGGCAGCGCCGAGGUCAGAGGCGGCCGCGGUGGCGGCAGGACCGUCCCCGCGGGGCGGCAGCACGACCAGGCAUCGCCGGGAUCGGUGGCGGUGGGGCCUGGCGGGCGCGAGCUGCGCGCUCCUGCUGCCGCUGUUGCUGCUGCUUCUGUGCGCGCCCCCGAGCGUGGCCCAGAAGAAAAAGGAGAACCUUUUGGCUGAAAAAGUGGAGCAGCUGAUGGACUGGAGUGUGAGGCGCUCAGUUAUCCGAAUGAAUGGGGACAAGUUCCGGAGGUUUGUGAAGGCCCCCCCCCGGAACUACUCAGUUGUGGUGAUGUUUACGGCCCUGCAGCCACAGAGGCAGUGCUCCGUGUGCAGGCAGGCCAAUGAAGAGUACCAGGUGCUGGCAAACUCCUGGCGCUACUCCUCGGUCUUCUCCAACAAGCUCUUCUUCAGCGUAGUGGACUAUGAUGAAGGUGCAGAUGUUUUCCAGCAGCUCAACAUGAACUCGGCCCCGACCUUCAUGCAUUUUCCUCCAAAGGGGAAACCCAAGCGCGCUGACACUUUUGACCUGCAGAGAAUCGGGUUUGCCGCAGAGCAGCUUGCCAAGUGGAUUGCUGACCGGACAGAUGUCCAUAUCCGCGUGUUCCGGCCCCCCAACUACUCGGGCACCAUCGCCUUGGCCUUGCUGAUCUCUCUCGUUGGAGGCCUGCUCUACUUGAGGAGAAACAACCUGGAGUUCAUCUACAACAAGACGGGCUGGGCCAUGGCUUCCCUGUGUGUGGUCUUUGCUAUGACGUCAGGACAAAUGUGGAAUCAUAUCCGGGGACCUCCGUAUGCUCACAAGAACCCUCAGAAUGGACAAGUGAGUUACAUCCACGGGAGCAGCCAGGCUCAGUUUGUGGCCGAGUCACACAUCAUUCUCCUGCUGAAUGCUGCCAUCACCAUGGGGAUGGUCCUCCUCAACGAAGCUGCCACCUCCAAAGGGGAUGUGGGCAAGAGAAGAAUCAUCUGCCUGGUGGGCCUGGGCCUAGUGGUGUUCUUCUUUAGCUUCUUGCUGUCCAUCUUCCGCUCCAAGUACCAUGGAUACCCCUACAGCGCCUAGCCCAGUGCCUGGCCCCUAGCUUUUUAAUUAAAUGAAACCCUGCAGGAUUUGCCCAAGAUGAAUGUUUACCAGGAAGGUAAACUGUACCUGAUCUUGAUCCUGACCCCAACGUUAUGUUCUCUAGAAUCUUUGGUGGUUCCACCAGUAACUGUGAUAAGUUAGACCCAUCUUGGACGGAAUUCAUUGUGCAUUUUGCUAGUGAAAAUAA